This is a messenger RNA of Erigeron canadensis, 2240 nucleotides long. RefSeq names its product putative clathrin assembly protein At2g25430. Gene Ontology annotation, cellular component: clathrin-coated pit; clathrin-coated vesicle. Gene Ontology annotation, biological process: vesicle budding from membrane; clathrin-dependent endocytosis; clathrin coat assembly. Gene Ontology annotation, molecular function: 1-phosphatidylinositol binding; phosphatidylinositol-4,5-bisphosphate binding; clathrin heavy chain binding. The record is from RefSeq and is a predicted model, not a curated record. The coding region runs from base 275 to 2161 and encodes 628 amino acids. The transcript is spliced from 2 exons. Lineage: Eukaryota; Viridiplantae; Streptophyta; Magnoliopsida; Asterales; Asteraceae.
UUUCUUUCUUUUUUAUAUAUAUCUCUGUGUGUGGAUCUGAUCCUCAAACCAACCCCAACUCUCCCUCCCCUGCACCAAAUUACAGCUCAUCACCAGAUAUAUCAUUCAUUCAGUACUACUGUAUCAACUUCAGAUCUAUCUAGUCAUCCUUAAGCUAAGUCAACUUAUAUCUCUCUCUUCUUUUCCCGGUGGUCAACUCUUUUGUGCUCACCAUCCAUCAGAUUUAUCAAACGGUUUUUGGUGUGAAGAAGAAGAAUAUUUAUAAUUAGCAAUAAUGGCACCGUUUCGUAAGGCGAUUGGGGCGGUCAAGGACCAAACAAGCAUUGGAAUCGCCAAAGUGGCUAGUAAUAUGGCACCGGAGUUAGAAGUCGCUAUAGUAAAAGCGACUAGCCACGAUGAUGAUCCGGCCAGUGAGAAAUACAUUCGUGAGAUUUUACAGCUUACGUCAUACUCACGAGGCUAUGUGAGUGCUUGUGUUCAUGCGGUUUCAAAGAGGUUGAGCAAGACUCGUGAUUGGAUCGUUGCUUUGAAAUGUUUGGUUCUGAUUCAUAGGUUGUUGAAUGAUGGUGACUCGGUCUUCCAGCAGGAGAUAAUGUAUGCGACCAGGAGAGGGACUAGGUUGCUUAACAUGGCGGAUUUUCGUGAUGAGGCACAUUCGAAUUCGUGGGACCAUUCCACUUUUGUUAGGACUUAUGGGUUUUAUUUGGAUCAGAGGUUGGAUAUGGUUGCUUAUGAGAGGAAGCAAAAUGGUGGGGGCAGUGGAGAUAAUGAGAAAUCUAGGGACGAUCGGUGGAGAUCACCGCAGAAUCGUGGGAAUGAUUAUGAUUAUAAUGAGUUUCGUGAUGAACCUGGGUAUGGAAACAUGAGGAAAGUGAGGUCUUAUGGGGAUGUGAGAGAGGGGUCUAGUGGGUCGUCUCAGGAGAAGAAAGUUGCUACUCCGUUGAGGGAUAUGACAUCCGAGAAGAUUUUUGGGAAGAUGGGGCAUUUACAGAGACUGUUGGACCGUAUAUUGUCUUGCAGGCCUACUGGCUUGGCAAGGAACAGUAGGAUGGUGUUGGUUGCGUUGUACCCUGUUGUGCAAGAAAGUUUCAAACUUUAUUCUGAUAUAUGUGAGGUUUUAGCGGUUUUGCUUGAUCGGUUCUUCGAUAUGGAACAUCAUGAUUGUGUGAAAGCAUUUGAUGCUUAUGCUAGUGCUGCAAAGCAGAUUGAUGAGCUUGUUGGUUUUUAUAAUUGGUGCAAGGAUAUGGGUAUUGCAAGAUCAUCGGAGUAUCCAGAAGUUCAAAAGAUAACUGGGAAGUUACUUGAGACGUUGGAGGAAUUCGUGAGAGAUAGAUCAAAAGUGACGAAAAGCCCGGAGAAAAAACCAGAGGUUGUGGAACCAGUAAAAGAAGAGCCGGUUCCUGAUAUGAAUGAAAUAAAGGCAUUGCCAGCACCAGAAACUCCUCCUCCACCACCACCUCCUGUGGUUGAGCCACCUCCACCUAAACCGCAAGGUGAUUUAGUGGACCUAAGAGAGGAAUCUCUAACAGCUGACGAUCAAGGAAAUAGAUUUGCCUUGGCAUUGUUUGCGGGUCCAGCAUCAAACAAUGGGAAUGGAAAUUGGGAAGCUUUUGGAUCCAAUGGGGAAACCGAGGUGACUUCUGCCUGGCAGAAUCCAGCUGCUGAAGCUGGGAAAGCUGAUUGGGAACUUGCUCUGGUGGAAACCACCAGUAAUCUAGAGAAACAGAGGGCAACAAUGGGUGGUGGGCUUGACCCACUACUACUGAAUGGUAUGUAUGACCAAGGAAUGGUAAGACAACAUACGAACACAUCUCAGCUAAGUGGUGGCAGUGCUAGCAGUGUUGCUCUACCAGGGAAAAGUGCUACGCCCGUUUUAGCACUUCCGGCUCCUGAUGGGUCUGUUCAAGCAGUCGGGGGCGACCCAUUUGCAGCCUCAUUAAGUGUCCCACCUCCGGCUUAUGUCCAAAUGGCAGACAUAGAAAAGAAACAACAUUUACUAGUACAAGAACAAAUGGUUUGGCAACAAUAUGCUAGGGAUGGAAUGCAGGGUCAAGGUAGUUUGACCAAGAUCAAUGGUGGUGGAUAUGUCGCUCCAGGACAACCACCCAUGAUGCCUUAUGGAGUUCCACCUGUAAACGGGUACUACUAUCCUACGUAUUGAUACAUAUGUUUGAUAUGUAUUUGUUCUUUUUUUUUUAUCAUGUGUUACAUAUAUAAUUUACUGUUCGAUUUCUUCUGCA